Messenger RNA from Aspergillus sclerotioniger CBS 115572, 402 nucleotides. RefSeq lists its product as uncharacterized. The record is from RefSeq and is a predicted model, not a curated record. The transcript has a single exon. The annotation marks the transcript as partial. Lineage: Eukaryota; Fungi; Ascomycota; Eurotiomycetes; Eurotiales; Aspergillaceae.
GUCGUCGGCUACCCCAGCACGGGGGGUAAUUACGCUCUUUCCUGCGACGGGGUGGAAUUGGAAUUUCUCGGCGUGGAUCGGUUCGAACGGACGUAUACGGAGCGGCGGGAUGCGGAUGCAGAGGAUGCGUUCUGUGCGAAGAUGCGGAUGCUUGGGGCGCGGCGGUGGGAAUGUGAAGUGGAUUGGGAGUUGAGUGUGAUGGAUUUGGAUUGUGAUGUGGUGGUUGCUGGGUGGCCGGCGAGUGGAGGGGUUUGGGUGUUGAAGAUGGAUGGGAGGAGGGCGAGAAGGGAGGGCGUGGGUUGUAAGGUUCGGAAUGCGCUUAGUAUGGAGGAGAGAUGUGCCGUUCUUGAGAGGUUGGGAGGAGUGUUUUAUCAGGAGCCGAGGGAUUGUAAGGAUUUAGAG